CAAAGAAAAUACGGGAGAUAACUCUAACUCAGUGCAUUUACUAUGAAAAAUCCCGAGAGUUCCGAAUGUCAAUAUGGCGUAAAAUUAAAAUGUUGGUGAAAAAGUGUUGAGUUCUUCCAGUCCAUGCUUCUUCAUUAAUAUGAAUUUAAUUAUUUGGUGAAAGGUAUUAUCUGCCUCAAAAUGGUUUGUUUUAAAUAAUUUGACUGUUAUUUUCAAUGCAGCUUCAUAAAUUUUCUCCAAAAUCGUUUCGGAGUGAUUCUGCAAUUUUUAGCUAUAUUACGGGUAUAUGAGAGGCAUUUUACCUGUGGUGAAGGCCUGUGCCGAGACACAGUUAGAUUAUUCUAACUAUGCAGAGUGUAGUGAAUUUAAUAGCUUACAGCUUGGUUAUGUAAAUGUCAACAAUACGGUGUCUCGAUGUAUCUAUUUCGUAAAUGUCCUAUAUCAUAUGCAAUGUCAACCCGUGUACGCACGGGUAAAAGUCUAGUCUCUGUUUAUAAGGAAACACGAGUAUUUUAUGAAAUGUAAACCCACAUGUAUGGUCAAAACUUUUUUAAAAAUAAAGCAUUAUUUCAAUAUGUUCCGUCUCUCGUUAUAUAAAAGCGCCGCUCAUAGCUUUAACCUUGAUAGACCAUAUAAUUUGAUAGAAUUCCAUAAGGACAUAUUCUUAUAUACUCAUGAGAAAAUGACAGGUAAAAUGUUUUGUUAUUAUGAAAUGGUAAUGAUCAUUACAUAAAUUUCCUUCUCAGAGUAGAGGACGUAAAUGAAUUCAAUGUUUUCGUUAAAGUAACACUCUUCUUACACAAAAAGAAUCAUUUGAUAUUCGUUGCAACCUUGGCAUAAGAUUCACAUGAUGCUUUAACAGAUUGAAUACAGUUCAAAUUAUAAUAAAUUGUACAUCACUCACCUACUGUCGUUAUUUUAAUGAUUUGUUUGGAAGUGUAUGGUUCAAUGACUUCAACACUACCAUAAUGAGCCAUCAAAAUUACGGAUUGAUUUCAAUAGAUACCGGAUAUUUUGUUCCACUGCAGAGAAUCGAUGUACAAGACUUAGUGUCAAUCAACGGGCUUAUUGCCAGUGUAAAGUCAGACUUGCAUUACAUAAGCGACAAAGAUGAAAAUACUGAAACAGUGUUCGUUUUUCCGCUGGAUUCGGAUGCAGCGGUUUACGAAUUCGAGGCGGAAAUAGACGGAAAAACAAUUGUAGCAGAGGUCCAGGAGAAAUCACAGGCAAAGGAGACUUAUCAAGAUGCCGUUGCAUCGGGCUACACUGCUGUAUACAUGUCUGAAGCCGAUAACGCUGGCGAUAUCUUCCGUUUGAAGUUGGGAAACCUUCCCGCAAAGGCUGCCGCCAGAUUGACGCUUCGUUACGUCCAGGAGGUAGAUGUCAGUUCCGACAAAAUAGGAACAUUCAUGCUUCCCAGGGCUCUGAAUCCCCGAUACGUACCGAAGUGUUCAUCACAAAACAGUCCGUCGGACGCGUCAUUUAGAAUCCAUACCAUCCAGUCCGGAGUAACAUACUGUCCGGACUUUACAAUGAAUUUGAACGCUGUCAUUGCUGGAGGUACAAGAAUGGUUGAUUUAACAACUAAAUGGGAGUUUGAUGUAUUAGCCGAGAAGAUGGAUGAAAUGAUUUCAUCAUCAAAACAAUUAGAUAAUGGUAUCGAUUUUUCAAUCGUUUUGCAUUACAAGGGCUUUGAACAACCAGGAGUUGUGCUGGAGACUGGAAGCGCGGACAAAAACAAUCCAUUUUUAUCAACUGACGUAUUGAUGGUCAAUUUUUCACCGAAUUUUGAGAAUUUGGAAAACCAAGUGCCUUGUGAAUUUGUGAUCAUUAUCGAUUGCUCUGGAUCAAUGAUGGGAUCACGCAUGGAGAAAGCCAAGGAAACCCUGUUGCUGAUUUUGAAAAGCCUACCUGUGAAUUGUAAAUUCAACAUCAUUAGAUUUGGGUCAAGGUUUUCUUCAUUAUUUUUAGAAAGUUCAAAAUAUGACGAGAAUUCCUUAAAAGUAGCUAUGCAGCUCCAGAAAAACUUACAAGCAGACAUGGGAGGCACAGAAAUAUUCAGACCUUUGGAAAGCGUUUUCAAAAAUAGACUUUCGGGAUGCCAUAGAAGACAGAUAUUUUUAUUGACUGAUGGAGCAGUCUACAAUGUUCCUGAACUAGUUCAGUUGGUGAGGAAACAGAAAAACACAAGAGUGUUUACCUUUGGAAUGGGAGACGGUUGUUCAACUGAACUGAUUCGGGACGUUGCCAAGGCUGGCAAUGGAAAGGCAACGUUUGUCAAAGAUAGUGACAGAUUGCAGUCAAAGGUCAUGUCUGUAUUAAAAGCAAGCAUCCAGAGUGGGAUAACUGAUGUGACCUUGACAUGGUCUCUUCCUACUGGUUGUACCGCUAUUAAUGUCCCAGAAAACGUCCCAGCUAUUUUCGAUGGUGAAAUGUUUAUUUUGUACUGUAUUAUCUCGGGAAAUGUGGAAGAGAGUUUGUUCGGAAAGUCAUCGGUGGUGUUGACGGGUCACGCAGGGGAUAAAACACUGGAUUACAAAAUGAACUUUGUGUUAGGGUCAAAAAAGCAAACUGAUGCUGACAAUUUAUACCCAAUUCAUAGGCUUGCCGCAAAAGCCAGCCUGACAGAAAUGGAAAUCUCUAACGUAAAAGAAAGUUUAAUGGUGUCGCUGAGUACGACAACCAAUAUCACCUGUAAAUACACGGCUUUUGUUGGUGUCGAUAAGCACAGCAAAGAGAUAGUGGCAAAAGGUUUUUCUGUUAAGAAACAAACAGAAAAGGGUGAUUAUAUGGCUUAUUUAGCUAAAAAAUUGGCAAUGCGUAAGAAACCCACAGAACGUUUUUAUGGUGUUGAGGAGCGGACACAAACAAGUACUAGUGAUACGUGUCUCUCCUCAGUUAUGAUGCAGCUGAUUGAAAUACAGGCAUUUGAUGGAUCCUGGCAAUUGACUGACAAUUUCUCAAAAAUCUUAGGAAACACAAUGGAACAGUUAAGGAGAGAGUCUCCCGUUGCCGAUAUCGACAUAUGGGCAACAGCUCUAGCCGUUGCGUUCUUAAGAAAGAACUUUCUAGAACAAAGGGAAGAGUGGGAAAUGGUGGAGGAAAAGGCUUUAAAAUGGUUAAGCAUCAAAACAAAUGAUGACAAAGAUGUUCUGCAAGAAGCUUCGAAAAUUUUAUCUUCAUCUAUUAAUGAUUUUUGCUGAUUGGACAUAAUCUGUAAAAUAUUAAUUAUGCUUCUUUGAUUGUUUUGAGCUGAAACAUACGCGAAUAUUGCAGUUUAGAAUUGGAACUCAAUACAAUUACAUGUAGACCAACUUAUCACAAUUCCUUUUUUAUGCAUUCACCUUUACAUGAUUUAUUCUCUUUAUAUAUUGAUGAAAUAAAUGUUCUUUUUUCGCUUUGGUUAUAAUCAAAUACAAGUACGAUGCAUUAAUCAAAUGAUCAUCUUCGAAAUGGUUCAAUUUGUUAGGUUACCCCCUCCCAUUUAAUUGCAAUUAAAAUGGAACUUUCAUAAAUUAUAGUGUUAUUUUGGAUUGGUUUAUGAAAUUUUCUAUUAAGUUUCCUAUUUUAUUAGGUCACCUGACUCAAUCCGUCCUCAUCGUACUUCGUGCGUCUGUGCUUCGUGCGUUAAUAUCUUAACAUUUUCAGCUUCUUCUUGAAAACAACAAGUCUAUGCAAUUUGUUACCAUUUUUUGUUUGAAGCAGCCUUAUGAUAAGAUGAUUGUGAACUCUAAAUUUUUCAUUGUGAAAUUCAUCACUUUAUUAUCCUUGGGGCCUCAUGGGCGGGACCAAAUAUGUAAAGAAAAAAAGCAAUAUGUUCUUCUUUACUUCCACACGUGACAAAAAAUGAAUGUAUGCUCUCAUAUAUAUUAUAAAAACUAAAUGCGCAGUUAUGAAGCAUUCUACGUAUAUUGAAACAAUUUAUGGCCCCUGGGUUCAGACUUUAGGGCGGGACCAAUAUGGCAAAAUAGUGAAAAUGUAUUUAAAUCUUUGAAAAUCUUCUUCUCAAUUCCCAUUAUUAUUUGAGAAAUACUAAAUGCAUGGCUAUGAAGCCCUCUACCUUCUUUGUGAAAUUCCCAGUCCCUGGGUCAGCGGUUCAGGCCACAUGGGUAGGGCCAAUAUGGCAACAGUGAAUAUUAUUAAAAUUUUA
Molecule: messenger RNA, 4150 nt
Organism: Magallana angulata
Lineage: Eukaryota; Metazoa; Mollusca; Bivalvia; Ostreida; Ostreidae
Product: von Willebrand factor A domain-containing protein 5A-like
Exons: 18
Coding region: 969-3203 (744 amino acids)
Source: RefSeq, a predicted model, not a curated record